This is a messenger RNA of Daldinia loculata, 1862 nucleotides long. RefSeq names its product AAR2 protein-domain-containing protein. The record is from RefSeq and is a predicted model, not a curated record. Lineage: Eukaryota; Fungi; Ascomycota; Sordariomycetes; Xylariales; Hypoxylaceae. Gene Ontology annotation, biological process: spliceosomal tri-snRNP complex assembly. Bases 31 to 1545 code for a protein of 504 amino acids. The transcript has a single exon.
CCGGGUUUAGACCCACCAAAUGUCACAUCAAUGCCGGGUAAUUGUGGAGAGACGGUCGAUUUCCAUCCAACUUCAACUUCAACUUCAACUUCUAAAUCAGCUUCGAACCCGAUAGGUCUGCGCUCCGUGAAACAAUCCAAAUCCGUCGAGUCUCUUCCUACCAUCGGCACUUUACCCCUAGGCUCUCUUCGAAUCACCGAGCCUACAGAGGACUCGGAUCUGGAUACGCCACUUACUACUCCUGACGUCGUCAUGGAGUCAUCCUUGGACUCUGGACAUACGUUCCCUGUGGGGGGUGGCGAUGUCAUCAUCCUAGAUGAUCUUCCCGCAGGCUUUACUAUAGGCUGCGACACGAUGUCUUUCUCGACGAGUAAACCCUUUCCGGGCUUUCGCGAUAUCCCGCCGGGCGCGCAUCUUAUCUGGGUUGCCCCCUCCGAGCUGACGUCGUCGCGGAGCGCGUAUUGGAUAGUCACCCCCGAGAGAGAGGAAUGGGAGCACGGCGAGGUCUACGUCAAGCAGUGGGACAAAUUCAACGAAGUCCUCAGCGAUCCUGCCAGUCAAGCCGAAGAUAGAUUCCAAAAGGAGGCGCUGCGGCAGAUUUUUAGCAGCCUCUCGCCUUAUCAAUUCCGGGCUACUACGUCUGGAGUGCUUCUCGCACCACCUCGUCGUCGAGACACUGAGCAUCUUCCGUCCUUCUUAAGCAACGAGAACAUAUGGUCCCAACUCACGUCGGCGAUCAAUGCGGAUCUACUGAACAGAAUCACAGGCAAGGCCCAACGAAGCUGGCAGAUCACCACACAAGACAGCGUCGCCGGAGAGACGACCUUAGCCGAGGAAGCCCGCCUCUACGCCAGCGGCAAAUCCCAGCUCCGCUUCACAUUCCCCAUGAACGCACCUCUCAUCAGUCCCAAUGCAUCCGGCCAAGAGCGCACACGCCAGGCCCUAGACCCAACUCCCUUCGUGCUCGAGACAUUAGAGAACCGAAAACUCGAAGACCUCGCAGGUGAACUCUCGUUCGCCUUCCUGUCCGGCAUGCACCUCGGCAACUACUCGUGCCUGGAGCAAUGGUGGUUUUACACCACGCACCUUAUCUUCCGAUGCUACACCCUCGCCACCGCACAACCCCAGCUCGCGCGGCUUCUAAUACAGACGUUCCACGCACAGCUCGUAUACAACGACCGACACCUCGAAGGCGACGUGCUAGAAAUGAUGCCCUCGAACGCGCACAAGCUGCAGCGCUCGCUAACCACAUACGCGUCCCGGCUAGACGAGCUGUUUCAAGCUCUAGGCGACGACGUCACGCCCGACCGACAUCUAGUCCGAGACGCGUUUGCAGAUCUAGAGGCCUGGCUGAAUAGUCGGCUGGGUUGGGACUUGAGAGCAGAGUAUUUGCGCGCGGGCUCGCUGAUGUUGGAGGACGGCGAGAUGGUGAGUGCGGAGAUGUCGGAUUUCGAGGACGAGGAUGAGAGGGGCGAGUUUGCGCCCGUGGUGGUGCAGUUGGAUGGUGGUGGUAGGGAGGCUGGGCUCGUGUCGUGGGAUACGUAGGAUGAACAACAGACUCGGUCUGGACAUGGGCGUAGGCAUGGGUUUAGGCAUUGGCAUGUUGGUUGUGUUGUAUCAUGAUGUAUAUCUUUUACGACGUUCAUGAAUGGUCUUGCACCACUUUCUGUAUUACUGGUAAUCAUACAGGAACUAAUAGAAAAGGAAGUUCCUAGCAGAGGGUUGGUUUACGCCUGAUUCUUCUGUAUAGUUCAGGGCAUCGGAUGUACUACGAAGGCAUGAUAUAUGCGGCGCUGUAGACUACGAGGUGCUGCUAGAUCCCAUCCUCCGUGGCAAAGUAGCACUUUUUAUAUACCUUGAUU